This is a messenger RNA of Pogonomyrmex barbatus (red harvester ant), 1738 nucleotides long. RefSeq names its product syntaxin 18 (gene Syx18). Gene Ontology annotation, cellular component: endoplasmic reticulum; SNARE complex. NCBI's taxonomy places the organism in Eukaryota, Metazoa, Arthropoda, Insecta, Hymenoptera, Formicidae. Gene Ontology annotation, biological process: retrograde vesicle-mediated transport, Golgi to endoplasmic reticulum. The record is from RefSeq and is a predicted model, not a curated record.
UAAAUAUAAUUUGAGAUAUCUUUUUUAUUUUCAUUAAAAUUGCACUUUUCACACACCUCGAACAAAUACAUUCAUGUGAACGUACAUAACCUCAUUUCUGUUUGCUCUUUAGGAGUUCGCAUAUGACAGAUGUUUACAAAAUUGACUAUUAUAACCGUUUGUUAUUGUACUAAUUUGCUUAGUAAAGGAGCGCACACAGAUUGUAAAUUUACCUCGUUGUGCGAUUAUGAAUGAUAUCACGGUCGUUGGCACGUUAAUGUAAGAGCAGCGCAUUUAUAUAAAUAUGUUAAAUACAGCUCUGACAGAGGAAGAUUAGAAUGAUCACUAUUCGCGCCGGAGGGACUUCGUCGGCGGAAGCUUGACGAGAUCUCAUGAGAAAUCGCAGCGAUGGACGUGAGUGCGUUGUUCAAGGCCAGUGUGAAGGCGGUGAAUUUGCGCAACAAGGACCUUGGCACGCCGACAGCGGAUGGUCAGCCACGGAAGGCCAGGAGCAAAAGUACCUUCUGCGUGAAAGCGCAGGGAGUGGUUGUGCAGAUUUCUAAGUUGCGCGAGUUCUUGUUGGAGAACCGCAAGGCCUAUCUGAACUUCUCCAAUUACUUGUCUACCGCACCACAUAUGACAGAUGCGGAGCGUGAUGAGAUCGAUCUGGGCGCACAGCGAAUAAUGAGCACCUGCUCGCAACUGGUUAAGGAUCUGAAGCGGGAAGUCGCAGCGUCCACGGAGCAAAACGUCACUCAGCAAAAUGUCGAGCACCGCGAAAUCAUGCUGCUGCUGAUAGAGGACUAUCUAAAGAAUGUCUGCAAGAUAUAUUCUGAGCAGAAGGCGAUGCGGGUAAAGAGGACUAUGGAGAUGCGAAAGAUCGCCAAGCUACAGACAGAUUGUAAAACCGUCAAUCAGCCAUUAGCAACAGGAGCCAUAAAAUCGGCACUGAACACGGAGAAAUCCAUGGAUCAUGAUGUCAGAAAUGAUUCGAGCGACUCGAGUCCAAUGAAGAUCCAGGAGAUCAACGGAGAUGUCAAUACAUUGACAUACGAAGAAGAAUUAUCGGCCGAGGACGUCCAGAUGUUCGAGUCUGAGAACGAGCAGCUGUAUAAUGAAUUAAACAUGAUGACGGAGGAAGUCAAACAGAUCGAGAGCAAAGUGGUGCACAUCGCCGAGCUUCAGGAGAUCUUCACGGAGAAGGUUCUGGAUCAAGACAAGGAUCUCGACAGGCUGAUGACGACGGUAGUCGGUUCGACGGAAAAUGUGAAAGAGGCAAACGAACAGAUCCGUCAGGCGAUCCAACGGAACGCCGGUCUCAGAGUGUGGAGUCUCUUCUUCCUCCUGGUGAUGUCAUUCUCGUUAUUGUUCCUCGAUUGGUAUAAUCCGUAAGAAUUAGCUUUAAAAUCUAAAUAAGAGAAAGGAAUAUUUACAAAUGAUAGCUGGUGUGAAAUCUAUAAAAUAUAUCUUUAUUAUGGAUCGCACUAAUUUUUGGCAAUCGUUACUCUUAUAAGCGUGAAGAAACGCUAAAAGGACAACUGGAGAGAAAAAAAAAGAGAGAAAGUAUUUGCCAAAAUAUGUUGUUAUAUUUUAUCCCCGGACAUUAUUGUACAUAAUAGCUGUAACUUAAUGUAUAUAUAAUAAAUUUUGUAUAAUAUAUAUUUACUUAUAUAUGUACAUCAUCUCUACACAUGUGCACGUACAAAAACAUACGCCUACUUUACUAGUUUACUUUAAUAAAAUUCGAUUUUGCUAAUCA